GUGGUAGCAGCGUCUGUCACAGCAAACUUGUCUCCACGCAGCCACAGCUCAAUUGCAGAUAAUCGUGAACCAGCGCAUCCAAGUUCAGCCGUCUAUCACGCCUAGCGGUCCUCGCGUCCUAACCAGCCAGACUAUUUGUGAUGACGUGCCUUCCCCCUGUGCGCUACUACAGCUGAAAAACAACAAUCAAACAUCUCAAUUUAAACAUUUCUGGAAGUGUUUAUGCUGCAGUUAUGGCAGACCUGCUUCGCACGCUUAUAUUCGGCUCCACACUGUUGUUCCUGUUGUCCUGUGACGCCCUACUGAGUGAUGGGCCACCCACCCUGCUGUCCACCUCCCAGCCCUCCCAGCCCUCUCCUCUGUCCCUCAUGGACCUGGAUCUAGAUGUGGAGGAGCAACCUGAGAUGAUGACCGUUCCAGGCAGCCCCACCAUGGUACCAGGCCUAACCUCCCAGGGACGGGAGACAUCCCAGCAGGACACGUCCCAGGAGUCCUCAGGGUUCUUCAGUGAGGACAGUGAAGACAACAAGCCUCUCCAGUCCUCUGUUAACCUCUGGGACGAUGUCAGAGACCAAGUCAACAUCACUGGUCUAGACAGGAACUCCCUCAGAGGUUACAGUCAGACCCUCUCCCAGUCCUCCACCUCUCCUGUGGAGGAACCCAGACAGGGGAACCAAACCUCUCCUUUCAUGACUGAGGUGGAGAACCUGGAGCGGGAGCUAUGGGAGAUGGAGAGAGAGUCCAGCGGCCUCCCCAUGGAGCCUGGCUAUGACCAGAGCCAGGCCCUGCCUGCCACCACCACCAUCCCUGCUGCUGACCCUGUGGCUCCUGUAGAUUCAACCACCUUAGACCCACAAUAUGUCCCAGUACACGGUGGCCCGGAAUCACCUCCUGGGGACACAGUGGAGGAAGAGGUAGCAGAGGAGGAGGAGGAGGAGGAGGAGACGGAUGGGGAGAUGAAGAGGGAGAGUCCCACCACUGAGCCUGACGCCUCCAUCGCCACCUCCAGACCCACCCUCCCAGAGGUGGGUGUCUUCCCCAGCUUUGGGCCCCUCCAGCCGGACAACACUCAUACAGAAGGCCGGGAGGAGGUGGUGGAGGAAGAGGAGGCAGUGGUCCUUGGAGGACCUGGGAGUGACUGGGGAAGAGGAGGGAGAGGAGGGGACAUCUCUCCCCUGACCACGGUCCCCUCUACUUCUUUGGCCCCCACGGUCGGCUUCACAGAGGACUCCUGGGAUCGUCUAGAGGACGAGGAGGUGUUCCCUGGGAGGGAGGGCCAGGAGGAGGAGAGGAGGCAGGAGGAGGAGGAGCAGGAGGUCAAACAUGGAGGAACAGAGCUGUAUACAGAGGCAGAGCUCCUCCCUGGUGCACACUUCUCACAGGAGAUACAGCAGGUGAUCUGUGUGGACUGGAGCGAUCUGGCUGGGAAGGGCUACGUCAUCCUCAACAUGUCAGACAACGUUGACUGUGAUGAGUUCCGUGUGGAGAGUGGGGACCGUCUCCUGGAGCUACUAGAAACAGCCUUCUCUAGGAAGAUGAACAGUCCUCAGGGCUCCUGGCUCAUCUCUCUCUCUAAACCCACCAGGCAGGACCACCAGCUGCUCAUCACACUGGCCAGCGAACACGGAGUCAUUGCCACCAAGGAUGUGCUGUCGAUGUUAGGAGAGAUAAGGAACGGUUUACACGAGAUCGGUAUACAGAGCUACAGCAGUGCUAGCACCUGUCACUCCAGACCCAGUCAGACGCGUAGUGACUACGGGAAGCUGUUCGUGGUCCUGGUGAUCAUAGGUUCUGUCUGUGUGGUCAUCAUCGCCUCUGGUCUCAUCUAUAUCUGCUGGCAGAGACGCCUGCCUAAGCUGAAGACUAGGACUCGAGGAGAGGAGCUCCAUUUUGUGGAGAAUGGCUGCCAUGACAACCCCAGCCUGGACGUGACGAGUGACGGGGGGCAGCCAGAGAUGCAGGAGAAGAAACACCACCAUUACCACCACGCUAACGGACUGACGGCUGGGACCGGGUCUGGGGGGAUGGCCGGGGAGGAGGGAGGGAGCAGUGGCUGGCAGGUCCUGGUCAACAAACCUAGAGAGAAGGAAGAGGACACACACCUUUAGUAGAGAGAAGAAGAGUGGAAGUGGAGGAUGGAAAAGGUAGCCUGGAUCCAGAUCUGUUUGUGCUGUCUUCCCAACUUACAUUCACAUUUACAUUUUAGUCAUUUAGCAGACGCUCUUAUCCAGAGCGACUUACAGUUAGUGAGUGCAUACAUUUUUCAUAUUAUAUGUGAUGUGUUGGUUUGGAAUUUCAUUAUAUAUUGUGCAAAAUGUCUUUGCAGUGUUGACAGAGAUCAUGGUCCAACUUCUAUGGUCAUUGUCACAUUUGGCGUGGCAAGAUGGCACAAACACAUCUGGGAGUCGGAUAAGGCUAGAAAGAUAACUCGUGAUGAAGAAGCAAAAAAACAUCAGUGUUGUGAAACUUGUGAAUGCAUCGGCUGUCAAAUUAGAAACACACAUAAACUAAACUAAUCAGAAGUCAACUACUUUAAAGCUACUUAGAUGUUUUAUCAUUUGACUAUGAUUAUAUGAUAUGGACUUCAUCUUCUCUGCUUUCUUUUUUUUUGGCAACUAAGCAUGAUUCACAUCUAUUACUAAACACUGUACAGCUAAAGGGACUUUUCAGAAUGUUGAAACAUUGAACCGUUCGAAUAUUCAACCAGAGUGAAUAGAGGAGAUAUCCCUCUGUUACGAGUAUGAAUGUUUGUCGUGGAACUACUGAAGUUAGGAUAUUGUAUUUAACGCGUUGAAUGCAGACGUAAACGCUAUGUGCUAGCUACUCUUUUAUUAUGUAAAGUUGGAAUGGCUGCUCUGUAUCUGGUCAGUUCACACUGAUCUCAGUUCAAAAUCACAAUCAUUUGGAAGCAUCCAUUACUCCCAGCCUCCUUACAAUCAAGAAUAAGUUAGCAGAGUAACUGUCUUGGUUGCCUGAUCUGAUUGCUUUAGCAAGGUUGGCUAAAGCACAAUUAGCCAACCUUGCUAAAGGUGGUUGGCUAAAGCACAAUUACAUCUGGCAACCAGACUGCAAAACAACAGAGGGAGGCUGUCAAUAUUUAUAUUGCUUUCAGUUAUAGUUAUAUAUAUAUAUAUAUAUAUAUCACACUGAAUUAAUUCAUCAUAAGCACAGCAAAUAUUGUUUUGGGCUAUUAACUGUAGAAGUGAAGGCCUGUAAAUAUGAAUGUAAUUUGAAGUCAAGCUGCUAUAAUUUAUUAUGUGGCGCUAAUGACAUUCUGUCAUUUAAAUGUGAACAAUAUAUCUUCUCUGCCUGACAGUAUUGCCACAGCUUCAAAAUGGUGGGAUAUGGUUUUUAGUGCACAGUCAGCUUGAGCGCAGCUUUUUUCACAGACCUUUUUGAAAGGGAACAAUAUCACCAAGCAGGCAUGCUGGCCUACGCUGUGCUUGGCCUAUGAGUAUUUGAAACGCUUAAAUCAGUAAUACAAGCUAAAACUGUUUUGCUUUCAAAGGAAGGAAUAUUAUAUGGGAGGGAUAGGCUAAUAAACUAAUUCUGUCCCCUC
Messenger RNA from Coregonus clupeaformis (lake whitefish), 3559 nucleotides. RefSeq names its product podocalyxin-like 2 (gene podxl2). Lineage: Eukaryota; Metazoa; Chordata; Actinopteri; Salmoniformes; Salmonidae. Bases 234 to 2108 code for a protein of 624 amino acids. The record is from RefSeq and is a predicted model, not a curated record. The transcript has 9 exons.